GCGCGCAAUGACUGGCCAGACGUUUCAGAAGAUGACGACGUUGACCACCACCAAUACCACCCAUUCCUUGGUCGAAUCCUUCUGGGAUGCCACGCUCUUCGCAGGACUUGAUGAAGUUGGAUUUGCAGGUUCGCUGAUGAUUUUCUUCGGAGUGACAGUGAGUUUUCUCCUUCAACUUCUUUUCUGCUGGAUUGUGGUCACCUGCUUUCUCGGCAACGAUAACAAAUACGACCUGGCAUAUCUCCGAGAGUGGCGCGUGCUCUAUGGGCACAGUGUCAACUUUUAUGAUCACACCUCAGGAGCAUCUUUGGUGAGCAAGGUAUGUCAAGGCCGACCCUUUGAUAGAGAAUAUUGGAACAACGCUUUGAUCAACGAGAUCAAUUCCUACCUGCGUCCAGUCUUCGCUAACCUGCCAGGCUUCACCAUAGGAGUAGUCCUUUGCUCAAUGGCUUUGAUGAUUUGGGCAUGCCACAUCAGCACCGAGCUGCAGCAAGUGGGCAGUUUUGCAUCGGCUAUCUACCGCUUGCCGCGGGGCACGACCCAUGUCUCCCUGAAGAAGGGCACACGUUGCAUCGAAUCCAUCAGCUGCCGUCGUCUGAUUUUGCUGAGCGGUGUGGUUGCUGCGCGGUCGAGCAUUGCGGUAAUGCUGGGCAUUUCAGGAGGGAUGUGGCUGUGUCAAACUCGUGAUGUCACCAACAUCAUGCUGAAUGCCGUUGCUCUUCUGUUCAUCCUUGAAAUUGAUGACCUGCUUUACAAGGUGCUGGCCCCCAAGCACGCCAUGCAAUACUUGCAUUCCAUUCGGGAGUUCGAGGUUGGAAGCAGGAAGACCUGGGCUGGUAUGGACCUGUCCAGCAUCAUGAAGCUGCUCGUGUUGGUGGUCACCGUGGUCCUCUUCUGCCGCUACGGUAUCUAUCAAAACGCCCUGCAGGCUCAACAUGCUCGAGAACUGUUGUGUGGUGGCAACUUGAACUUCGUGUAUGGCACCCACCCCAGUCUUGGCCCUAUUUUCAUCACUGAGACUGAAGAUUACAACUUGACGCGCGCGGCGAGCAUGUUGCCAGGGAUCCGGCCAUUGGUCACUGAUGUGGUCUUUCAGUUCAGCCCCGAGCAGGUAAAAAAAUGGAUGUGGCGCGUGAACCUCCCAGGUCGAGGGGAUUUGGCCGUGAAGCACUUACCCUCUGUGGGGGAUUUGCAAAAAUGGUUGGCGAUGAGCGACCAGCAAGCACCAGAGGAAACCGGCUAUGGGUCCAAGAGUUACGGCACGUUCUGCAAAGAUAUGCCUUGGGAUGAAAGCUAUUGGGAGGCAGAUUGGGUGUGGUCCACUGUGAAGGUUCUCACGGGUGCAACCAGCUGCCAGGAGGCGCGACCAUUCUGCGACAAGAAGGAUGUGCCUUUGGUGCGGAUGUUAUGCCCACAGACUUGUGGUUGCACCCAGCCGGACAGUGGACUCUUUGUGGACAAUGGGUGCCGGCAGCUGUGCCAAAAGGAGGAAGAGUUUGAAGGAAGCCUCAACACGACCAAGUGCGUGGAAUCUCCCGAUAUCCACAAGUCAAAGGUGUGGCAACGCUGGUGGAAAGGCUUCUACGAUAAGAACACGGGCACAUGGUCGGAGGACAAUGCGAUGAUGAAAUUUGCCAAGAGUGGAGCACCUGGCAAUUGUUCCUUCCUCAGCUCCAAAGAUUGGAUUGCAGGCAGCUUCUGCAGUCACAAGGAUGGCCAGCGCCCGGGCACCGUGAUGUGUCCGAUUACUUGCGGUUGUCGUGAUGGCAAGGGGGACUGGUGCCCCUCGGGUAAGGCCAGCUGCAAAUAGGCCGUGGGAUAAUUUUUUCCCACGGCGCGCAGCUGAAAGCUGGUGUUUGAAGGAGUGGCGUACUCAAGAAGUGAUG
Molecule: messenger RNA, 1886 nt
Organism: Cladocopium goreaui
Lineage: Eukaryota; Dinophyceae; Suessiales; Symbiodiniaceae
Source: the annotation of a GenBank genome assembly